Sparassis crispa is the source of this 612-nucleotide messenger RNA. Its product is annotated as Rho GDP-dissociation inhibitor. Gene Ontology annotation, cellular component: cytoplasm; cytosol; membrane. The coding region runs from base 1 to 612 and encodes 203 amino acids. The transcript is spliced from 8 exons. Gene Ontology annotation, molecular function: protein binding; Rho GDP-dissociation inhibitor activity. Gene Ontology annotation, biological process: Rho protein signal transduction. The record is from RefSeq and is a predicted model, not a curated record. NCBI's taxonomy places the organism in Eukaryota, Fungi, Basidiomycota, Agaricomycetes, Polyporales, Sparassidaceae.
AUGUCCGCUGCGGAACAACACGAAGAGGACGAUUUGGCCCCAACCACCACUCCUGGGUACAAGCCUACUGCAGCCAAGUCGGUUGACGAGUAUGCCAAACUUGAUGCCGAGGACGAGAGUUUGGCCCGGUGGAAGGCCAGCUUGGGCAUUGUGCCGGGUGCCUCUUCUGCUCCUGCUACUGGACCGAAGGUCACCGUCCUAACGCUGGAGCUGGCUUCUCCGACACUACCGCCCGGCAAGAAGAUCACCAUGAACAUCCAGAGCCCUGCCGACCUCGCGAACGCAAGCAAGAACUCUAUCACCAUCAAGGAAGGUGUCGAGUAUAACGUUCGUAUCACCUUCAAGGUCAACCAUUCGAUCAUCUCGGGCGUUCGGUAUAUCCAGGUCGUUAAACGAGCGGGCAUGAAAGUCGACAAGCUGGAGCAGAUGCUUGGAUCUUACGGCCCGAAGCCUGAUGGUAGCGCGUAUACUAAGAACUUCGAUCCUGAGGAGUCACCUUCCGGAAUGCUCGCGCGCUCGGGCUCCUACCAUGUUCGGAGUCGAGUGGUUGACGACGAUGGAGAAGUUUUUGCUGACUGGGAAUGGUCGUUCAAGCUCGGAAAGGAAUGGUAA